Molecule: messenger RNA, 255 nt
Organism: Lottia gigantea (owl limpet)
Lineage: Eukaryota; Metazoa; Mollusca; Gastropoda; Lottiidae
Exons: 1
Source: RefSeq, a predicted model, not a curated record
UUUCCAAGUUUUGUUUUAAAUAUUUCCAAGUUUUGUUUAAACUAUUUCCAAGUUUUGUUUAACCUAUUUCCAAGUUUUGUUUUAAAUAUUUCCAACUUUUGUUUAAACUAUUUCCAACUAUUGUUUAACCUAUUUCCAGGUUUUGUUUUAACUAUUUCCAGGUUUUGUUUGAACUAUUUCCAACUUUUGUUUCACCUAUUUCCAGGUUUUGUUAAAACUUUUCUUCAACUGAAGUUUUGUUUUACCUAUUUCUAG